AGCCGUGGAGCGAUGCGCAUGCGCAGCAGCUCACUCUGCUGAAGGGCUGAGAGGCGCACCGGGGCGGCCAGCUGGGGUCGGAGCGGAGCGGGGUCAGGAUGGACGAGGACGUGCUGACGACCCUGAAGAUCCUCAUCAUCGGCGAGAGUGGGGUGGGCAAGUCCAGUCUGCUCUUGAGGUUCACAGAUGAUACAUUUGAUCCAGAACUUGCAGCAACAAUAGGUGUUGACUUUAAGGUGAAAACAAUUUCAGUGGAUGGAAAUAAGGCUAAACUUGCAAUAUGGGUUACUUUACAUCAGCAGACUGCAAACUUUUUCUUAAAGAGCCAGAUAGGAAAUAGUCCAAUCCUGAAGUGGGCCAUGUAGCAAUACGAUACUGCUGGUCAAGAGAGGUUUAGAACAUUAACUCCCAGCUAUUAUAGAGGUGCACAGGGUGUUAUAUUAGUUUAUGAUGUCACAAGAAGAGACACAUUUGUUAAACUGGAUAAUUGGUUAAAUGAAUUGGAAACAUACUGUACAAGAAAUGACAUAGUAAACAUGCUAGUUGGAAAUAAAAUCGAUAAGGAAAAUCGUGAAGUCGAUAGAAAUGAAGGCCUGAAAUUUGCACGAAAGCAUUCCAUGUUAUUUAUAGAGGCAAGUGCAAAAACCUGUGAUGGUGUACAAUGUGCCUUUGAAGAACUUGUUGAAAAGAUCAUUCAGACCCCUGGACUGUGGGAAAGUGAGAACCAGAAUAAAGGAGUCAAACUGUCACACAGGGAAGAAGGCCAAGGAGGAGGAGCCUGUGGUGGUUAUUGUUCUGUGUUAUAAACUCUGGGAAAUUCCAUCUCUUGCAUAUUUGAUCAGAUAGUGACAUCUUUCUGUAUAUAAACUCUUUAACUGCUAUUUUAGGGACCUUGCAGUUUGCACAUAAUUGUUUUAUAUCAUAGCAGUAAAUAUUUGCAAGAAAUCCCACUCAUUGACCCCAGGUAAAAUGUUAUGGUAAGCAUGCACAGUUUGCAGUCUACAGUUUUUUUAUGUGGUACAAAAUAGGUGUACCUUUAUAAGUACAUUCAAUUUUAUGAUUUACAUUUAUCAUAUAAUUUUUUUAAAAAUCCACCUAUCUAGUAUAUGUUGAUACAAAGUCUGCUUUUGCUAUUCUUUUUGCUUAAAUACUCCUAUCAUUUUCUGAAUUACUUGGUAUGUAGAACUCCUAGACCCACGGAGAAGAAUAGAGGUAUCAUGAAACGUGGCAAAUUUUCUUUCAGGAAUAAUAAAGAGCAUGAUUCCACAGCUUUUCUAGGAUGUUUGAGAUUCUUUUUUAGUACGAAGCAAAAUUCUCAUUACAGAAUGUAGCCCAGGCCAAUUUAUAACUAAAUCUCUAUUUGUUCUGAUGAUGCUUCUAAAACAGCAUUGAUAGGUUAAAGAAGCUUGGUACUUUUAAUUUACUUCAAUGAUUAGCUCAGUUGCUUAACUGGAGUUUUAAUCCUGUGAUAUGUACAUUGGAUUCAUGACUCUGUGCAGCAUUUUUAGUUAUGUGGUGUUUGGCAGAAUGACAAUAAGGUUUUCCCCCAUUUUGGUUUCAGGAGGACGUGAAUAGUGUGUUUAUUGUGACUCCUCGUACUAACCACUUUUAAAACCAACAUCUUUUUUCAUAAAUGUUGGUAGUAUUUGUCCAGGUACCUCAAUUGUAGCUUGUGUAAUGUUGAUGAAUAUCUGUAUCUUAUGGCUUCCAUAAUGGCUAGUUGACGUUGAAAAACCUAUUUCUGUGUUUUGAGGAGUGGGGAAGAAAAACACAGAGUGAAAAUUUGAGAAAGGCAUAUUACUUUCAGAUUCUGAUGUGUGAGGGAAAAUACUGUCACAAUGAAAAUCUUGACAAUUCACUUAACAAGUAACCAAUAGUUCAUCAAAACCAACUUGUACAGACUAAUACAUCUUUUUCAUAGUAUUCAGUUUUCUCACCUCUUGCUAUUGUAUAUUGUAGAUUUUUUUCACUCAUGUGUUAUUUAAUUUACACUGAUCUCUGCUAUUUUAACCCCCCAAGUAAGUUAUUUGUCCUUUAAGGUUGGUUACUAUAAUACCCCUUAGUAAGAUUCCAGUAUUAAUUUCUGGGCAGUUUGUUCUCUGUAUACAAUUGCAAAUGAUAAGCAUUUUUGUGAGUGACCACCUUUGCAAUAUGUUUGUUAAUUUACUUCAUGUUGGGUUCUUUCUGAAAUGUACAUCUUUACAUAUAAAAACCUCACAUUUAUUUGAUUUACACUUCCUAGUCUACAUUACAUGUGGUUGAAGGUUUUAUACAUUCUAUAUGCUUUUACUAAAUAUACAAGAUUUACUACUAGAAAUUUGGAGAAAGAACACUAACACAGGUACUUGUGAUUUGUUCAUGUUAUAUUAAAACUUGAGAUUUGUGUAUUUAUGUAGAGUCUGUAUUGACAAGACUGUUGUUUUUUGCUCCUUGAGCUAUAUAAUCAUCUGUGUAUUGGAUUGUUGUCUUGAUUUGGUCUAAAUUUGAAUAUAUACAAGUUACUUGAAUAUAACAAAAAUGAAUUUUGUUUGAUAGAUUUAUAUUGUAACCUUUUUCUAGUUCUUGAAUAAAUAUAGCCUACCUUCCCUAGAUGGAUUUGUGCAGGAAGUAUAUACAUUUCCCUAUUACUCUCAUCAGCUGAGGAAUAUGUACUAUGGUGUUACUGAUAUUAUGUGGCUUUCAUUUUAUUAUUUUGUUGCACGCUUAGUGUUUUGUAGUGGAGGUUUUGUAAGUGACAACAGUUGUAAUAUCUAAAGUCAGGCACCUAGUAGCAGGGUUUUGUUAAUUCUUUUCAGAAUCAUUGAAGCAGUCUUAAAGGGUCUUUUGCAGAUGGUACAAAUUAGAACAAUUAGAAUGUAGUAUUUUGAGUUCUGGGAGUACUGAGAUUGACCCAAACAAAUAAAGAACUAUUCAAUUUC
Mandrillus leucophaeus (drill) is the source of this 2918-nucleotide messenger RNA. It is a transcript of the gene RAB18, whose product is annotated as RAB18, member RAS oncogene family. NCBI's taxonomy places the organism in Eukaryota, Metazoa, Chordata, Mammalia, Primates, Cercopithecidae. Gene Ontology annotation, molecular function: GTPase activity; GTP binding. The record is from RefSeq and is a predicted model, not a curated record. The transcript is spliced from 8 exons.